AUGCACGACAGAGAACUUACAAGCAUACUAUUGUUGCUAUCAGCAACAAAGUCCCAAUCCGAAACAACAGUGUCGAUAGCACCCGAAGGUACCCGAGCGACGACAACAAAGGAUUAUAAAUCAUCAUCACCAGGAAACAGCACAACAAUCUUACGUAAAACAUUAGCUGAUCAAGAAGUCGACGUGCUUGCGCAUUUGCCAGCCUUGAAAAAUGAUAGAGAACGUGAAACACCUUUCUAUUCCAAGCUCACUACCGAGCCCAGUCUCGAUCCACGUGACACACAACUCAGCCAAAGAAAACUCAACUAUAAGGAGAAGCAUUCAGCUCUAACAAGCAACAACCAUGACACGAACAUUAGCAGCAAUAAAACGACAAAGUUGCUAAAAAUUGACCUGCUAAAGACUGAAAAAGCUAGUAGUUCCGACAAUCAAUCAAAGAAGCACUUUUUUGAGCAGCUUAUUGCGCCCAACGGUCACAAAAUCGUCGACUUGAACGGCCAUGAAUUGGCAGAGUUCAAUCUUGAAGGAAAUGAGAGCGAGGAAGGCGAUUUUGAUGAGUCAGAGUCUAGAGAGGCAACCACACCUAAGAUCGGCGUGAUUUCGCUGGCCAAUGACACCCAAGUGAAUUUCAAGGGCCACAAAAAAGAAAUCCACGAAGACGCGGUUCUGAUCAAGGGUCACAAGUUGAUCAAAAAUCCGGUGGAGAAACUCAAGACUUUCGAUAAAUUCGACCAAAUUGAGGGUCUAAAUGCUUCUGCGGCGUUGGGGUCCAAUAUUGGCGAGCCAGAGCGAAUUCAAGAGCAGAAAUUGCCCUCAGAGUUAAUAGAGCCGGAGAUUGGAGAUAACAAGACGGAAAAAGUUGAGAGUAACGGCAAGAGUGAACAUUUUGGAGAAAAUGAAAAUGAGGAAGGUGAAAAUGACAAUGAAGAAAGCUUGGAGAAGAGUGAGGACCUGGGUGAAGAAGAGAAAGACACUGAAGGCAAAGUGAACGGAAAUGGUGAUGGUUUGGAGAGAAUUGUUGAAGAAAAAGAACCGAAUAGCAACGAAAAAGACUUAACUCCGAAAGCCCGGACGAUAUCAUUCGGCGGUGGCAAUCGGUUCAGUAGUACAGAAGAGAAAGCUACUGGGUUUGCUAAAGAAAACGGUGAUGUCAAUUUAACAAAAGACUUUAAACCGUAUCCGUAUUUUAAAACACCUACUGUUGUGGUUAAUCUAAAUGCAAGUGAGAAUAUUGAUGUUAAUGUUAAUGCAAUUGAGAAAAAAAAAUCAGGUGUUUUUAACAAAGAAACCGACGAAAUUUACACCUACGAAAAUACGAUAAACAAAAGCAAAGAUGAGAAGAAUUAUUUGGUUACCGAGUCGUCGGUAGUUAUUGACAAUAGCAUUCAGACGAAGCGGGUUAAUUUAAAGCGGUCGAGUAAUGCCACUAAAUUAUUGACCGAUUCGUCAAUAUUGUCGCCAUCCUCCUCCUCUUUGUCGUCUGUUACGGUCAAAUCAAUUGCUGAACCAGUUAACAAUACGCAUGUUGAUGUUGACGUUAGUGAUAAUGACAAACUUAAUCUUAAUCUUAAUCUUAAUCUUAGCGAUAAUUUGAAGAUAAAAGACAAUGUUAAUGACAUUCCGCGUAAUCCUGGGGAAGUAGUAGAACGUAAAGGCACGGUUGAUCUGGCCAGUAACGGUCUUACUGGUGAGAACAUUGAAAAAAACUCAACAGACAGGGAAUUGGUGACGAGUGAAAGGCCAAUUAUUGAGGCAAACAUCAAUCAGAGCAGCGUUGAAACGCAAUUAACUGAUGAAAUUCUUCGGGUUAAUAUUACGGAAUUAAAUGAAACUGCGACGAUGAGUCCAACAACAACUUUGACAACUUUAACAACAACAACAACAAUAACAACAACUCCGAUAAUGACAUCUACAACAACAACAAGUUAUGAAAAACCCGUGGAAACAAUGAAUUUAAAUUCAUCUUCCAUAAAGCCCCCGGGCGUUCAAUUAAUUUCAACUUCUCCGGCAGCGACGAGCUCUGACGUCGACGAGGAGGAGGUAACAACUUCCGGCGUCACGGCAAAUAAAUUGGAAAUAACGAGUAGUCCUAUAACGGAGGAAACAACUUUAUCACCGGAGAAUAUGACAUCUCCUGAAAACUUUUCGAAGACACUGACGUUUAAUUCUACGGUUAGUUCUAUUGAUUUUCCAGAAAUUACAACCGCUGCAGUGGAAUACGAGUUUGUGGGGCUUAAUGAAUCUACUUCGGCGCCUUUUGAUACCACCAGUGGCGAUGCUGAUGGUGAUAGAAAUGUUUCGACAACUUUGGCCCCCAAAUUGUCCAGUGUCUCUUCCGAAAGUCCUGACGAGGAAAUUACGACCAUUGAAACUGUUACGGGAAAUGAAUUGCUGACGACUACGGAGACUAAUAAUAAUCUGACGGACACUACUGCUAGUUACAUAACUACUGCUAAAGAUGCUGCUGAUGAAACAACGAUUAGUUCGGAGGUUGAAGCUACGACCGUUGAAGUUACGAAAGAAAUUAACGGCAAUGAAACUAAUGAUCUGUCGUCGACGGAAUCCAUACCAAUUACUGAAGUAAUUAGCAGCAGUGGGGCUAGUAGUAGCAGUAUUGUCACGACGAACUCCGUGGAAACGACAGCGGAUGAAUUGAACACUAUACCGUCGGUAACGCCGACGUUCAACCCAUUGAACGUGACAAGUUCAACGGAAUCAAAUAUUGAUAAGAUGACGAGCAAAAUAGAGAGUAGCACUGUUGCCACGAGUGUUGAAGAUGAUGUUACUGAAAGCACCGUCAGAGUUGUCACUGAGGAUGACGUUCAACGGUUCACUCCUGGAGAUGUCACGUUGCUUGUUAGGAUUGUUGUUGAGGGCACUUGGACUGAUAUUUGUCCACAUUUGCCUGCACUCAAACAGUCACUGGCUAAUUUGCUCGCCACUGGAAUGGAUAAAAAUGUGUCGGCAAGCCAAAUUAUUUUUCAAAAGAACCCCUGCGAUGAAGUCGUAGGGAAGAACAUGGGGAUGGAAUUGAUUUUGUCGACGAUUAUCCUGUACGUGAUUGAUGAGAACGGAAACUUCGAUGCGGCUAUGACGCAAAAUUUGCCGAAUUUGUACAGCCAGGCGCCCUUUGAAUCACGUCUGACGAUUCGUAGUUUUCAAUUAGUGCAAGACGGAGAUUCUGGAAAUGCCAUUGCCGUAAUAGUGGUUUCCUGUGUGGCUUUUGUGUGCCUGGUUCUUUUAGCCAGCUUACUCUUUAUCAUGAGAAAACGUCAAACGAGAUUCAAUUACGGCGAAAGAUGUCGCCCGGUCUCUUUAGACGCUUACAGUUUGGACAGCGUUUCAGCUUAUAAUAGUGUCAGGCGCAAGGGAGCAAGAGCUUCUAAACGUAGUUAUGGAAACCCUACUUUUGAAGAUUCUGUUUCAGCACGUAUAGACGAAUUACCACCUGGUGCGGAAGUUAAAAAUAGAUACGCAAAUGUCGUGCCUCUACCGGAGACACGUGUGUCACUCAUGAAGAGCAACAAUGAUCCUCUGAGUGAAUACAUAAAUGCGAGUUACGUCCGUGGGCCCAAAAACGCUACCAAGUAUUACAUUGCGUGCCAGGCGCCGAUGGAGUCCACGGUCACUGAUUUUUGGCGAAUGAUUUGGGAGCAGCAGUCCAAGGUGAUAAUAAUGCUGACGGAUCUCAUCGAGAACGGGGUGGAAAAAUGUUCCGAGUAUAUUCCGCCCUCAGAAGUUACCGAUUGCCAUCGUCUUUACGGGGACUAUCAAGUGACGUUGAAAAAACGCGAGACCAAAGAGAAAUACGCUAUUUCCACGAUACAUUUGAAGAAUUUGGAGAACAAUACUUAUCGGGAAGUAUUCCACAUUUGGUAUUUAUGGCCCGCGAAUGGCGUACAAACAGAUGCGGCUGGACUGAUAGCAAUUUUGCUAGAAGCACGGGCUUUGCAAAGAGGCGGUCCUGGACCUAUUGUUGUGCAUUGCAGUCCGGGAACCGGCAGAACUGGUACUCUCAUUGCUCUAGAUUUGGGUAUCAGGCAAUACGAAAUAACGAGAACUGUCGAUGUCCCCCGCGUUGUUUAUACAAUACGUCGGGAUCGAGCUGGCGCUGUGCAAACUAAAGAACAAUACGCUUUUAUUUACAAAGCAUUGAAUUUAUACGCCACAAAACUAGCAGGAGGAGGUUUAGAAUCAACUUGA
This is a messenger RNA of Cotesia congregata, 4203 nucleotides long. NCBI's taxonomy places the organism in Eukaryota, Metazoa, Arthropoda, Insecta, Hymenoptera, Braconidae. The record is from the annotation of a GenBank genome assembly.